UUUACAAGCAGCGUAUGCAGCUGCUUUUAAGGGGCUUGAAAGAGUCGGAUGUGGACAACUUUGUUGAUGAUGUCCUUGUGAAUCACAAACCAUGGGCUUCCCGAGUGCAAGAUCCGUUGACUGGCUCCCAUGUAUUUGUAUGUGCACAUUGUAGUCGAGAAGAAUGGAAUCGUGAUAGUGCGCGUGUUCUCAUUGAUAAGUUCGAAGAGGAGGCUGAGCUGCGAGGAUGGACGAAUCAGGUAUUUGUUACUGCUUGCUAUCACACUGGAGGCCACAAUGGGAAACUUGAUUAUCUACAUCCCAGGUUCAGAUGGAAGUACAACAAGCUAUUGGUAUGGCUACGUCACUCCUGAUGAUGUGCCAGAAUUUGAUCAGCAUAUUGGGAAGGGAGAGAUUAUAGAACGACUUUGGAGGGUCCAAAUCGGAGCAUCUUGUGAUGAAGCUGAAAAAAUUAAUGACCCGAAGCUUCCAAAUGGAGGAGAAAGUAAGAAAAUCGAGGAGAUGCCCCAAGGAAACGGCAAUUGGAUUGAGAAUAAUGAGAACUUUUCAGGCUGUUGCCAAAGCUCAAGAGUUUGGUCGAGAUCAUCGUCCACUGCUGAUCUCUGCAAGCAUCUCCUCCACCAGCCUCAAUGGUGUUGUACUCGUCCAAGGGCUGGAUUACGAGAGCAUUAGGCGGGCUUUUUCUCUCUGGAAUGGAUAUUCCUUACUGGUUCACCUAUGUCGUGAAUGAGGAUGAAACUAUCAAAUUUGAAGUGCGGCAAAGGACUGCUGUUAAUAUAAGAGGGUUGGCUGUGUGCAUAGUUUAUUCCGGGGACCACUCCGGCUGUACUGGGUCUCUAUGCAUUCAUGUUGUUAAUCAUUCCCAGCGAACUCAUUUUGUCAUUUCGCCAAUUGUGGCCACCGUAACUGCCUCCCAUGAAUGUCAUCUUUGGCUGGGACAUCUUUCAAACAAGAAGCUGAAUCCGAAGGCGGCAACGUGGUUUUUGUAACAGCAGACUUUAAUUAAAGGAGCAGAGGAUGAUCAUCAAAUUAAGGUGAAGAAAACUGGAGUGGGUAUCACAGAAUGUCAUUUGUCUGAUGGAAUUCUAGAAUAUGAUCUUUCAUAUAUAGAGUUUAAGGGCGUGGACUAUGAGCGUGUACCGUAUGAGUAUGGCGACGAUACUGAUGACGAGGACUAUCAGACAUAAACUGAUGAAAGAGAUUGUUGACGUUGCAGACAGAGUUAAGCCAGCCAUCACUCAUCUAACGAUGAGGUACCCUAAACCUAAACUCAUCUUAUGAGUUUGUUAAUUGAUUUGAAUAUUGAAAGCAUUACAAUUGAUGUUUGAGAUUGGUCAUCGUAAGACCCAGAUCGAAUUUGGUUACUACUAAGGAAGUUGGAGUUUAUUUGAA
Molecule: messenger RNA, 1392 nt
Organism: Malus domestica (apple)
Lineage: Eukaryota; Viridiplantae; Streptophyta; Magnoliopsida; Rosales; Rosaceae
Source: RefSeq, a predicted model, not a curated record